Messenger RNA from Pelagomonas calceolata, 2209 nucleotides. Lineage: Eukaryota; Pelagophyceae; Pelagomonadales; Pelagomonadaceae. The record is from the annotation of a GenBank genome assembly.
GCCCCCAGGAUUUCGGCGCGAGAGCGGCAGGAUCCACAGCGCGCACGUUCGUGUAGCAGCGGUUAAGCGUCUGGCAUCGUCCAGACCCGGCCCAGCCACCCACCGGAAACCGCAGAGCAGCGAAACCAUGGCAGAGGAGAUAGUCGUAGGCGAGGUCAUCUCCAAUGGAACUUACACGACGACGGACCCCCAGUGCGACGUCGAUAUUAGGAUGGGCGACGGCGCGGCGGCGCGCGCGCCCGUGACGGUGGGCGACGCGCUGCGGAGGACGAGCGCUGCGGUGCCUAACAAAGUAGCUUUACGAGUGAAAAGAGAAGGCGUGUGGCGGGAGUGGACCUGGAGCCAGUACGAGGGCGAAGCGGUGAGGGUGGCGCAGUCGUUGAUCGCGCUCGGUGUCAAGGAGCGCGAGGCCGUGGCCAUCAUUGGGUUCAACUCGCCGGAGUGGGUGUUUUCGUGGGCGGGAGCUGCCACUAUAGGAUGCAUGGGCACGGGCAUUUAUGCGACGAACGGGCCGGAAGGCGUCGCUUAUGUUGUUGAUCAUGCGAAGGCCAAGAUCGUCAUCGCCGAGGACGAGAAGCAACUGGCAAAGUUCCGGAAAGUCGACAAAUCGCUCCUGAAAUCCGUCAAGGCCUUUGUGGUCUACUCGCCCAACGAGCCGACGCCGGACAAAGUGCACGGCAUCCCCGCGUACACGUGGAGUGGCUUCAUGGAGCUCGGUGCUAAAACAUCACAAGAGGCGGUCGAAGUGAAGCGCGGCGCGGUGGUCCCCGGCCAGUGCUGCUCGCUCAUUUAUACGAGUGGUACUACUGGUAACCCGAAGGCGGUCAUGAUCUCGCACGAUUCUUGUACCUGGACGGCCAAGGUCGCCUUCGAGGACGUUUUUGGGUUAGGUCGAGAAGAGCACGUCGUGUCCUACCUCCCGCUGUCGCACAUCGCGGCCCAACUCAUGGACAUCAUCAGUCCCAUGGUGAAUGAAGUCACUGUUCAUUUUGCGAGACCCGACGCCCUCAAGGGCUCUCUGAAAGGCACUCUACAGGAGUGCCAGCCGACCGUCUUCUUCGGCGUGCCUAGGGUCUGGGAGAAGUUCCGCGAGGCGAUCCUGGCCAAGGCCAAGGACCUGUACUCCGGGUUGCUCGGCGGCCUCAAGAAGAACAUCGGCGCGGCGGGCAAGGCCUACAACCUGCAAAAGUAUUUGGCGGCCGAAAGAGGAGAAGCCCCGCCGGGCGGCUGCCUCUCGCCGGCAUUGGGCAGGAAAGUGAGUGGCGGCAUCAAGGCCGUGCUGGGCUUCGAGCGGUGCCACACGUUUUGUACGGGGGCCGCGCCCAUUAGCCGUGAUGUCCUGGAGUACUUUGGGAGCCUCGAUAUUAAUGUCUUGGAGUUGUUUGGCAUGUCCGAGGUCACGGGGCCCUCGAACUGUAGCGUGGCGGAUGCCUUCCGCAUCGGCAAGUGCGGCCGCCAGUUACCCGGGACGGAGACCGCGAUUGCCGAAGAAGACGGCGAGGUCAUCUUUCGGGGGCGCCACGUCAUGAUGGGCUACAUGUACAACGAGAAGGCCACGAAGGAGACCAUUGAUGAAGAGGGGUGGCUCCACUCCGGGGACAUCGGCACCAAUGAAGAGGGUUACCUUAAGAUUACGGGUCGGAAGAAGGAGAUCCUCAUCACCGCCGCUGGAGAAAAUGUGGCUCCUGUUUUGUUGGAGGAUGAGAUCAAGAAACAACUGCCUUGUGUGAGCAACGCGAUGGUCAUCGGCGACCGCAAAAAGUACUUGACAGUAUUUUUAUGUCUCAAGACGAAGAUGAACGAGGAGGACGGGACACCUUUACCAGGUUUAGUUUCUGAUUCGGAGUUAUUUGGGUGUUCUACAGUGCAGGACGCGAAGACCUCACCGGAGUACAAAAAACAUUUAGAUGAAGGCUUGACGAGGGCGAACAAGAACGCCAUUAGUCGGGCGCAGAACGUCCAGAAGUGGGCGAUAUUACCCAGAGACUUCACGCAGGAAGGUGGGGAGUUAACCCCGACGAUGAAGCUGCGGCGCAAGGUCGUGCUGGAGAUGUACCCCGACGUCGUGGCCCAGCUCUACAACUAGAGUACUAUCGGCCGCGGCAGCGACGGCGCCUGGCGCGGCGGCGGUGAACACCAGUAUGCAGAGAAGCCGCACAAUUCCCCUUCCCCCCUAGAGCCCUCCCGUUUUUUAAGACACCGGGUCACG